AGCUGUUUUUUAUGGGGGGGAGCUGUUGCAGCAAUUGUGUGUGUAGAAUUGUGAUUGUUUGAAAAGCGGUAGUGGGUCCGCUUUUCUUUUUGUGUCAAUACGGAGAGUUGUCCUCUUUUUCGUGUGCAUUGACUCGUUUUGUUUCCUGCUUUUCUUGGUCCGUUUCGUUUGUAGAAUGUAAGUAGAAGAAUUAAUUGCAAAGAAUCAAGAAUAUAUUAUAUAUUGCUGGAAAUGGAGCCUUUUCGGAAUUCCGUCGGCGAUGUUGGUGCCGUACGAGAUUAUAGAAGUCCUCGGUUACUAGCAGGUGUUGGUGUUGCAUCUACCUCGAUCACCGGUCCCCCCGGCCUCGCACCCGCCAUCGCGAAGGAGAAAGUCUGGUUUGGGCACGAGUCGCCGUCUUCCUCGGGUGGUCGGACCAUCGACAGUCGAGCGUUCGUAGACCACGGCUUUCAGCACCUUGUCCCAGCAUCGGAGCAAGUGCUGUCGUACAACGCGAUGCCUUACGAAGCUGCGGCUGUUUCUGUUGAACCACAGCAGCAAUUCAUUGCCAUUGAUCCGCGCAUGCUCUAUUUCCAGGAGGGACACAACGGCCCGUUUCGCCCGCUCUUGCGCCGGCCGGCGGGAUGCGAAGAAGCCGAAACUUGGUACGGUGCGAAUCGGGAGGACGAGCGAACUAUCGCGACCACGGAACGAAGUGCGACGCAAAGCAGCAGCUUGUGGCACCGACGGAGACCACAAGGGCAGGUAGAACAUGCUGAUGGCUGUUCCGCCGCGCGAAUCCCGGCGAUCGAAGCGCAGACCGACAGUUUUGACGCAGUCGCAGUUUCCAGGGCCACAGUCGUAGACCAACGCAAAUCUCGGAUCGAGAAUCAGGUUCGCUAGUUGAAGAAAAACAACCUCCUUUCAACUGAUGUUUUUUUAAACCUGGCAGCUGGCAUUUCAUGUGGAAGUAGAUUUUCACGGUUGCGGGACACUAAUGAACCCAGUUCGAUCAUUGUCUUCGCACUUUCAGUCACACAAGCAAGAAUGUUUUGUGUAGUUUAGAUUUGUUGCAUUUAAAACUAUUCCACACACAGGGUCCCUUUGAACAGGACAUGCAGCGCAUCAUUCGCGAAAGCCUCAGCAGCUGGCGUCGAGCCCGGGAGCGAGCCUUUCUGCUGGCCGUCGAACGCGAUAUGAUCAUUUCGCUGAAGGUACUACAACUUUGCUGCAAAUAACACUCUUUUUGCGGAAGAUUUGACAGUGCCCUGGCAGUUUGUUACUCGCUCCCCUAGAAGCUGCUGCGAUCACGCAUGUGGUGUUUGCUACAUUGAAAACAGACGAAGAACAUGCGGGGAUUUCGGGUCCCCGGGAAGUGGACGAAGUACAACCGGAUGCUUUGUCACCGGCUGGCAGAGUGGCACGGGUUCGUCUGCGAAGUUGAAAUUCCGAAGGACGCCGAGUCGCAAUUUCACCGCGAGCUUGGCCUGAACAUGCUGAAGCAGCCGGGCUCCAAGUGCCGCGAGCCUACGGUGUUCACACUGGCGACGCAGAUUUGCGGUGGGUCCUACUUCACGCAACUCGGAGGCGCCAAGUCCCGGGGCGGGUUGUGGGGGUCUCCGCUGUGGCUCCACGGCGAUCCAGGCUCGACGUUUGCGGCACCGGUAGCAGGAGAUCGGGAGAGUUGUGCUGCGCCCAUCCCACAAGACCACGCAGCUGUUGAGAAGCAGCACCACGGCAGAAAUUCGCGGGGUGGUUUGGGCUGGCGGGAGAUCAACAGUAGUGUGGACUACGGCAAGGUAGGCAAGAACGCGAGCGUCACCACCUGUAGUAAUUACAGUAAGAAAGCAAGCUACGGGUCCUCGUUUCACCAGCAGUCGCAGUUUCAGAUUCAGCGAAGGAAGACCCGAGGCCACGGCCUGCCCGUGCACUCUGUCUCUUCCGGGAAUACGACCGCCUGUAGUAGUGAUGACCAGGAAGGCGAUGGGGAAGUGACGCCGACGCACCCGGACGACAAUGAGGUCCCGGACAACUGGCACAGCGGGCGAGCAGCCGCGGGACACCAAAAAAAACAGGUUGAACUCCACCGGCAGCUGCACGUCGGUGAUCUGGGAAAAAUGAGAAGCAGAAAUAGACAUCAGGCAGCUUCCUAUCUCCCCGCCAGGCAACCGACGCAGACCAAAAAGACAACAACGACGGAACAAGCUGAACAAUCGCCAACCGCGGAGCGUGGGCAGACCGCGUCUUCAUCUUCAUACAGAGAACGACGGGUCCAGGCAGAAGUCGCUGUCGUCGACCGAGCUGCGACACCAGCAACUAGUACAGAUGUUGUGCGUAGCACGACGGGGAUGCGUGACAUCGAGGUCUCCUGGGGCAGUUCCAGCUUCUACGCGCAGACCAUCCUGCGCUUGCUGUUCCUUCUUGCAGGAUUGUGUUCCUUCGCCAUGGCGUUCCCUUGCUUUUGCUAUCGGUGGUAA
Amoebophrya sp. A120 is the source of this 2456-nucleotide messenger RNA. The record is from the annotation of a GenBank genome assembly. NCBI's taxonomy places the organism in Eukaryota, Dinophyceae, Syndiniales, Amoebophryaceae.